Molecule: messenger RNA, 2490 nt
Organism: Lasiosphaeria miniovina
Lineage: Eukaryota; Fungi; Ascomycota; Sordariomycetes; Sordariales; Lasiosphaeriaceae
Exons: 7
Coding region: 1-2490 (829 amino acids)
Biological process (GO): mitochondrial electron transport, NADH to ubiquinone; mitochondrial respiratory chain complex I assembly
Cellular component (GO): membrane
Molecular function (GO): NADH dehydrogenase activity; 4 iron, 4 sulfur cluster binding
Source: RefSeq, a predicted model, not a curated record
AUGGCGACAAGGCCCCAUGUGGAAGCGAGGUCGUUGUCGACCAUCAACUACCUGGCCGCAAACCCCCCGCAAUACCCCCACUUUCCUGAACUGCGCGAGUCUCUCACGCUGUACAUAUCGCGCGUGCCGGGCACUCGAGAUAUCAUUCUCUCCACGUUCAAGCCGCAUCGCAAAAACGUAACAGCCGAGGACGUCGCCAACUCCCUGUAUUACGUCCAUUUUGAUCUCCCUACCGAUGAGCUGCUCACAGCCGCCCGCCGGCUCGGGGAUGCGACCUCGCCUCGCUCUAGCAACGAGAGCGCGAGGAGCGCGAUCCCCAGGAAGCCAUUGCCAGCCUCUGCGAGAGUGCCGAGGGCCGAGGACAUGGACGCCGAUGGGUAUCGUGCGAACCCAAUGUUUCGGCCGCGAGCCGGCGCCGGGACGCUCGGGUCCCCGCCGUCCCCCUUGCCCCUGAACAAACCUCCGCCGUCACCAGUAAUGACCACCACACUGCGGAAGCCGCUGGGACCUCGUCCACAGAACUUGCCUAUAGCCUCGGAGACAGGCAUGCCGGAGCCUCCCCGCCCUUUGGCGCGAGAAACCCCUUCUACCCCCGCCCAGUCUAGCUCCCCGCCUAUGGCCCAGGUGGCUGAACCUGGACGGAUCGCAUCGCCAUCCUACCUGUCAACGCCGAACAUGUCGUCGUCCCCAGCGAAGCGAAGCCGAGCCGCAUCUCUCCUGCCCUUCUCCCUCACGCUUAUCCGCCGCGAUCCAACCUCGGGCGGCCAGUGGAACAUUGGCAAAGUCACUUCGUUCCAGACCAACAUCCCUACGCCCGACAUGGCCGACCCAAGCCUCAACCCGGAGGACAUGGGCGACCUCGCUCGCGCGCACAAGAUCGACAUCCACCUCGAAUCGUCAGGCUAUGCCAAGUAUCGUGGCAUGCCCAGCCUUGCGGCCGUGGAUGCCUUCCGCAAUGCCCCGGGGCAGUCCUUUGCCCAGAUGGCGAGCGGUCUCGGCUCCGCGAUGGGGGGAAACAUGGCCGCAGCCCCCAAGUCUACGUAUAACCAUAUCGAAGGCGGCUUCUCCCGACAGGUCGUCAUGUCGUACACGAAGAGCUGGACAUCAAACAUUAAGAGCGCGUUCCGCCGCCAUGACCGCCCCGGGAGCCGCGAGGGGAAAGGCGAUGUCUCACCCGAAGACCUGUUGCCGCCAAAGUCGCUCCACCAGCGCCAUGGGAGUGCCUCGACGGUGGGCUCGACGGACUCGGCGGCGUGGGGUGACGGGCGCGAGAUGCAGAAGGCUGAUGGGCAGGGGCGCGAGGAACAGCGAAACGGAAAGGAAGGGCCGCAGCUGAUCACACAGCCAGGGCCAGGCCUCAGGCCGAAAGGGUACGUGUUUCUCAGCCCAUGGGACGGGCAGUGCGAAUUCCGUACGAGCAGCAGUGGCCGGGGUCUGAAGUGCCGGCACGUCCUCGACCCGAAGAGCGCCAAGUUGGACCCCCGCGAGGUGGCCCAGCACAUGCGCGAAGCACAAGCCAUGGGGCGGUCCCGUGGAGACGAGUUGACCUCGGCCCUAGCGGGAGCGAAGCCCAUAAGCGAGUUGCGGUUCAAUCUGCCGGGUGGUGAUCUCUCGUCCGCUCGGGACGGCGAGGGCAAGAAGAGCCGCUGGGACCAUCAUCACCUGCAAGACCAGUUCAGCAAGCUGCUGCAUUUCGACCCACAGAGCAGCGGGGAUGACGACGACGACGAGGAUGCGCCGAUGGAUCUGAGCCUGGGUAGGGAACAGGCCGGAGGCGGCACUCGGGGCAACAGGGCUAAGCUGGGGAAGCUCAUAAUUCACGACGAGGGACUGAAGAUGCUGGAUCUGCUGCAGCUCGCCCGCGCACCCUCGGCCAUCCUCCGCACAGCGCCCGCCGCGGCGCAAUGGGCCAUGACGACACGCCGGAGCUACGCGACGCCGUCGGGCCCGCCGCCAAAAGGCUUCCGCAUGAAGCCGCCCACGCGGUGGGACGAGGAGAGCGAGAGCACGCUGGACAAGACGGGCCGGUACUUUCUGCUGACUGAGAUGGCCCGCGGCAUGUACCUGCUGAUGGAGCAGUUCUUCCGGCCGCCAUACACGAUCUACUACCCGUAUGAGAAGGGCCCGAUUUCCCCCCGGUUCCGCGGCGAGCACGCCCUCCGGCGCUACCCGUCGGGUGAGGAGCGAUGCAUCGCCUGCAAGCUGUGCGAGGCCAUCUGCCCGGCGCAGGCCAUCACGAUCGAGGCCGAGGAGCGUGCCGACGGGUCCCGGCGGACCACGCGCUACGACAUUGACAUGACCAAGUGCAUCUACUGCGGCUUCUGCCAGGAGUCAUGUCCCGUUGACGCCAUCGUCGAGUCGCCCAACGCCGAGUACGCGACCGAGACCCGCGAGGAGCUGCUCUACAACAAAGAGAAACUGCUGGCCAAUGGAGACAAGUGGGAGCCUGAGCUGGCUGCUGUUAUCAGGGCUGAUGCGCCCUACAGAUAG